CGCCCUCUUCGGGCCUCCAGAACUGUGCGUUUCGGGGGCGCGGCGGGCCGAGUGACCGGGUCGCUGUAAGGCCCCUCCUCUCCCUCUCUUGGCCUCUAAUUAUAGAGUCUGAGCCCCGCCCGGCUGAGGCCCGCUGGCAGACUCCACAGCAACCAGCACCAUGCCUAUGAUACUGGGAUACUGGGACAUCCGCGGGCUGGCCCACGCCAUCCGCCUGCUCCUGGAAUACACAGACUCAAGCUACGAGGAAAAGAAAUACACGAUGGGGGACGCUCCUGACUAUGACAGAAGCCAGUGGCUGAAGGAAAAGUUCAAGCUGGGCCUGGACUUUCCCAAUCUGCCCUACUUGAUUGAUGGGGCUCACAGGAUCACCCAGAGCAACGCCAUCCUGCGCUACAUUGCCCGCAAGCACAACCUGUGUGGGGAGACAGAAAAGGAGAAGAUUUGGGAAGACAUUUUGGAGAACCAGCUUAUGGACAACCGCAUGCAGCUGGCCAGACUGUGCUACGAUCCAGAUUUUGAGAGACUAAAGCCAGAAUACCUGGAGGGACUUCCUGAAAUGCUGAAGCUCUACUCACAGUUUCUGGGGAAGCGGCCAUGGUUUCUUGGGGACAAGAUCACCUUUGUGGAUUUCAUCGCUUAUGAUGUCCUUGAGAGAAACCAAGUAUUUGAGCCCACCUGCUUGGACGCCUUCCCAAACCUGAAGGACUUCAUCUCCCGAUUUGAGGGCUUGGAGAAGAUCUCUGCCUACAUGAAGUCCAGCCGCUUCCUCCCAAGACCUGUGUUCACGAAGAUGGCUGUCUGGGGCCACUAGUAGUGCCUGGAAGGCCAGGCGGUGGGCCUAUGUGACCCCGGCCUUAGGCCUACCGGAUCCAAGAAAAGCCUCAACCACAUUUCCUGUGUGUCUUCUCUUAAUUGCUCCCGGCUACCUACCCAGAGUGUCUGUCACUGCUUCUUCCAAGGGACUGGGUGGUAACCCUGACAGCUGCUGGGUUGGAAAGGAUUCUGCUGGGCGUAGUAAGGCACUUGACAAUUCUUGCUCUCAUUUCUGACAGACUCAGUGAGGCACUAUGGCAAGGGUGUCUAUUUCUGGGCCUGAACGUAACAUUCAUUCAUCCAGCCUUAUUGAGUGCUUUCUGUAAGUAUGCAGAGCUUGUGUUUCACUGAAUAGGGAUCUUAAGGGGGUGUAAUCCCCAUCAGAAAGAGCCAGGGUCCCUUUUGCCUUCUCCACUCUAUGACUGCAUCACUUCUGCUCGGUCUCCAGGACCCAGUCUCUAUUGUUUUCUCAGAUGGCUUCCAGGUACCCUCUCCAGGCUUGCUGCACAGCUGUCAUCAGGACGUUCUCUCUGGGUUUACUUCCUCACUUUCCUGGGUACCUUCGAGAGAAAUGUCUUCAGUCCUUGCAUAACUGAAAGUGUCUUUACAUGCUUACUUAAUACUUUGGCUGGUGUUUUAGUCUGUUCUCAUGCUGCUAAUAAAGACAUAUCGGAGA
Molecule: messenger RNA, 1492 nt
Organism: Saimiri boliviensis boliviensis (Bolivian squirrel monkey)
Lineage: Eukaryota; Metazoa; Chordata; Mammalia; Primates; Cebidae
Product: glutathione S-transferase Mu 2
Biological process (GO): glutathione metabolic process
Molecular function (GO): glutathione transferase activity
Source: RefSeq, a predicted model, not a curated record